UGCCGGCAAAAAACUGCUCGAUUCAGAAACUCAAUUUUCUUUAAUUUAAGACCUUUAUAUUGCAUCGAAAGCCAAAAAAUACGUGAUAAGAAAAUAGACGAGCCUCAAAACUGACAAAAGAUCUCAAAAUUUUGGGACUUUAAGUGUUUUUCGUACUAAAAUCAGAUCUUUGCAAUUUCACAACCAUGGAUAAAAGCCUAACAUCACCGAACCGUUCCUUGCUCAACCAAAGUCUGCAACUUCAGGUCACAAACAAACACAGACGCAAUUGUUUGACUUACGGAGCGUUAAAUGCACUUUUUCUCGCAAUUCUCUGGUUUGACAUCUCCCAGCAAUGUCCAUACUCGGUCUCAUACUGGUAUUAUGUGGAAUACGUCGCUGCUGGAAUUUUAGGUGUUAGUCUCCUGUACAACAUCUUGAGUUAUGUCUAUCACCGAUUUCUGGUGUCGCCGCUUGUUGUGACUGAAGAACAACGCAAACUUUUGCGAUUGGAUGACGUUGAUGGAAGUUUCGUGGUUUCGCCUGCUAAGAGUCAAAAACUGAAUACGACAAUGGAUAAAGCUGCUGCUGCAAAUAUGAAUGUCUCUUCGUUAAGCUGGCAAUCGUACAAUGAAGGAAAUACCGGCAUCUCGUCCGCUUCAUGGGCAUUCAACAAGACAUCACAAUCGUUCGACAGUCCGUCCUUUAAUUUGAUGAACGUUUCCGCCGACAUGAGUUUCAAUCAAAGCAUGCCAAAUAAUGUGUCGGGCAUCGCGCAUCGUAACUACAACAACAAAUCCGAAAUUAUCACCGACACAAAGCGCAUCAAGCAAUAUUUGAAGGAAACGAAUGAGGCGGAAGCCAAAAAUGCCAACAUCUUACCGGAUAAUAAUUUGACCCAAACGAACGAGAGUUUCACGAGCUUCUGGAAUAAUUGUCGUUUUGAUGAUUUGAGUGCCUUGCUCAAGACUUCGUUAUACCAACUGUCUCCCAGCACAAAUUCCGCUUCAUCUCCGUCCUCCAAGCAAAAUCCUCUGAAAGACGAAACCGGUCUCGGCAAGAUUUUAGACGGCAAUUCGGAAGUUUUGAAGAAAAUCCCGUCGGAAAAGCUCUCUGCAUAUGUCGCUAAUCUGCGUAUCUGGAUCGCCGACACAAUUUUGCAUCGUCUCGUAAAGGAAUUCGACUACAUAAAUGAGAAACUAAAGACUCGUGGGUUCUCCGACAUCCAAGUUGGAGCUGUCGGAUUGGAACGUUUGAAGAAAACCGCAGAAAAUCACCAAUUGGUAGCACUUUACGUGCCAACACUCCCGAUGAUCAUUCCCUUCUUGGAAAUGUCCACGAAUCAAGAGUACCUGUGCAAGCGAAUUCGUGAUCUGGCACACGGCAAAUGCAUUUCAGACUACCGUUGGAACUCGGGGGCUCCUUACGGAGGUGCCUCGUGGAACGAUCAUUUGCCCACAGACACCGCCAUUCUUUUCCAUUUGAUUUGCACGUACUUUGACAGUCAAUUGAUGCCACUUCCGAACCGUGAUCGCCCGUUUUACAGUCAAUACGUGAUCGAAAUGGAUGGCAACAAGAAAUCGCAAACGGAGAUUCUGAGUGAAGUCAAGAACAAAGCAAAGUGUGCAAUUCUCUGCAUGAAUCCGAUGAAGCCGAAAAUUAAUUUUAUCAGUGACGAUAUCAUUCAUACUUGUGCUCAUGACCGCAACAACUUAUUUUACGUCAUCAUCCAGUUCCUAUUGUUCAUGAAGAGCCGCAACGACUCCUUGUUAGAGGGCGUCAGCUUGGGCAGACGUGGUAUCAACAUCAUGUGCUGCGUAGAAGAAGACACAAAUUGACUGAAUGGACCAAAGAGUCACAACCCAAACUCUUGUUUUUCGAUUAAAUGUUAAUAUUAAUGCUCGAACGCGACUUAAUUUAAAUUAUAUGUACUAAAUACUGUUAAACGCGAUGAUAAUAUUAA
Molecule: messenger RNA, 1942 nt
Organism: Culicoides brevitarsis
Lineage: Eukaryota; Metazoa; Arthropoda; Insecta; Diptera; Ceratopogonidae
Product: transmembrane protein 209-like
Exons: 3
Coding region: 186-1817 (543 amino acids)
Cellular component (GO): membrane
Source: RefSeq, a predicted model, not a curated record